Messenger RNA from Malassezia vespertilionis, 1089 nucleotides. RefSeq lists its product as uncharacterized. The transcript has a single exon. Bases 1 to 1089 code for a protein of 362 amino acids. The record is from RefSeq and is a predicted model, not a curated record. Gene Ontology annotation, biological process: beta-D-galactose catabolic process via UDP-galactose, Leloir pathway. Gene Ontology annotation, molecular function: UDP-glucose 4-epimerase activity. Gene Ontology annotation, cellular component: cytosol. Lineage: Eukaryota; Fungi; Basidiomycota; Malasseziomycetes; Malasseziales; Malasseziaceae.
AUGGAGAAGAAACGCGUGCUGAUUCCCGGAGGUGCGGGGUACAUUGGCAGCCAUGUCGUGUACACCGUGCUGAAAACGGGCAAGUAUAAUGUCGCAGUGGUUGACAACUUCCACAACUCCAAGCCCGAGGCCGUUCGCCGCGUCGAGCAGCUCGUCCGCGACGAGUCUGGCGACGCGUGUGGCGACGUCGAGCUGAUUGAGGCCGACCUGCGCGACGCUGCUGCCAUUAACAAGGUGUUUGCGGACCGCCCUGCGAACGACCGGAUUUAUGCUGUGAUUCUCAUCGGUGCACUUAAAGCCGUGGGCGAGUCUGCCGAGAUUCCGAUCGAGUACUACGACGUGAAUGUCGGCGGCCUGCUGAACCUGCUGACUGCGAUGGACAAGCACGACGCGAAGCGGCUUGUUUACAGCUCGUCUGCGACCGUGUACGGCGCACCAGAGACGAUCCCCAUCCCCGAGACGACGCCGAUGGAUCCCCACAGUCCGUACGGUCGCUCGAAGCAGAUCAACGAAAUGAUCAUCCGCGACGUGUGCGCCGCACACCCAGCAUGGCGUGCUAUUACGCUGCGCUAUUUUAACCCUGCUGGAGCGCACCCGUCGGGGUAUAUUGGCGAAGACCCGUGCGGAAAGCCGGGUAAUCUGCUGCCGCUGCUUGCACAGAUGGCCGUCGGCAAGUACAGGGAGCCGGGCCUGAAAGUGUUUGGCAACGACUACCCCACGCCGGACGGCACCUGUGUGCGCGACUAUAUCCACAUUUUGGAUCUUGCGAGCGGCCACUUGAACGCGAUGGUUGCGCUGGACGACGACGCCAAGUUUGUCAAUGCAAAAAAUGACGGCAAGUACCGCGCGUUUAACCUCGGCAAGGGUGUCGGCAUGAGUGUGCUCAACAUGAUUGAUGCAAUGCGCAAGGCCACAGGCUACGAAUUCCCCUACGAGAUUGUGGGACGGCGGCCGGGCGAUGUGCCGAACUUGACUGCGGACCCUGCCUUGGCCGAGCAAGAACUCGGCUUCAAGGCGCAUCACAGCUUGGACGAAAUGUGCCGCGACCUGUGGAACUGGCAGUCAAAGAACCCGAAUGGGUACUCAUAG